Messenger RNA from Paramecium tetraurelia, 1000 nucleotides. RefSeq lists its product as uncharacterized. Gene Ontology annotation, biological process: phosphatidylinositol phosphate biosynthetic process. The transcript is spliced from 3 exons. Lineage: Eukaryota; Ciliophora; Oligohymenophorea; Peniculida; Parameciidae. The record is from RefSeq and is a predicted model, not a curated record.
AUGCUUAAAGUACACGAAUUCUUUUCAAUUGCCACUCAAUUAGCUUACAAUGCGGCAAUAAUUAUUAAUCAAGUCCGAUUAUCAGCUGAUAUUGGCCAGAAAUGGAAAGGCAUCGAUGAUCCAGUCACUAUUGCUGAUGUCAAAGCCUAAACCUAUAUUGUGUAGCAAUUGCAUAAGCAUUGGCCAUAAUUAAAGAUUGUUGGAGAAGAAUCCACUGUCUAUGAAUAGCAAAUUGAUAUGCCUGAUACUUUUCACAAUCUCUAUACAGAGGAUAUUUUCAGCAAAACACCCAGUAAUCUAAAGGUUAGAACUCAAUAUGAAAUAGAAGAUCUAUGUGUUUGGGUUGAUCCUUUGGAUGGCACUCUUGAUUUUGUUUAGGGUGACUUUGAUUGUGUUACCACCUUGAUUGGUCUCUCAUAUAAAAAGUAAGCUUUAAUGGGCAUCAUUUCCCAACCAUUUGUUAAGGUUGCUGAUAAACAGUAUGAAUUCAAACCCAAGAUAUAUUUUGGGCACCAUCCUCAAAGAAGGGUGUUCUAUACCUAUGACACUCAAUCGUUGAUUCCCUUUGAACUCUUGAAACCAUAAUAUGAUCCUUCCAACCUCACUUUGUGCAUAUCAAAAAACAGAUUAAAUGAAGAAACAUUAUAAAAAAUCUAAUCUCUCGGGUGUCCUCUCCUACAAAUGGGAGGUUCUGGCAAGAAGAGUCUUUCAAUCUUAGAAGGUAAGGGAGAUUUGUAUCUUUAUAUUGGAAGUAAAACCAGCAAAUGGGAUAUCUGUGCACCUGAUGCUCUAAUUCAAGCAUUUGGAGGUCGUUUUGUAGGAUUAGAGGGAUAAAUUUAUAAUUAUAACCAUGAAGAUAAAAAUUAUAAUAAUCCAUAUGGCCUUUUAGCGAGUAUUCACAGUGAUCUAGUGGACAAAUUCCUGCCAAGAACCACUGGAAUGUUAUGAUAGUAUAUCAAUAUCAAUAAACAAAAUAUUUGUGUAUUAUAGAAAUUAACUA